This is a messenger RNA of Rhineura floridana, 1993 nucleotides long. It is a transcript of the gene CDK4, whose product is annotated as cyclin dependent kinase 4. The transcript is spliced from 9 exons. The record is from RefSeq and is a predicted model, not a curated record. NCBI's taxonomy places the organism in Eukaryota, Metazoa, Chordata, Lepidosauria, Squamata, Rhineuridae. Gene Ontology annotation, molecular function: cyclin binding; ATP binding; cyclin-dependent protein serine/threonine kinase activity. The coding region runs from base 297 to 1208 and encodes 303 amino acids. Gene Ontology annotation, biological process: regulation of G2/M transition of mitotic cell cycle; protein phosphorylation; signal transduction. Gene Ontology annotation, cellular component: nucleus; cytoplasm; cyclin-dependent protein kinase holoenzyme complex.
GAGGGAGAGUUUUUGUUUCCCUCCCCAUACGGGAUGGGUAUGCUCCAGCAGUUCCCGGGCAGGAGGCCAUAGAGGAAGAGGCUGCGAUGAUGGGAGCUCACAGCGGGGCUUUGUUAGAGCUCAGCCCUGAUCAUCGAAAUGGAUUUUUGAGAGUCUCGGGUCCAGGGCCGACGCUAACCUCUGGGGCCUUUAAUAGGAGAGGAAGGAGCACCAGAGUCGCCUAACAAGGGACCAAGCUCUUCCCUGUCCCUAAGAAAGGGUGGAGCCCCUGUGGCCCCUUGGAACGGACUGCUAGGAUGGCCAUGGGGGUGCAGGAGCAGUAUGAGCCUGUAGCCGAGAUUGGGAUCGGAGCUUACGGCACUGUCUUCAAGGCCCGUGACCUGCAGAGUGGAAAAUUUGUGGCCCUCAAGAACGUGCGGGUGCAGAACAGCGAGAAUGGGCUGCCCCUCUCGACGGUCCGUGAGGUGGCCCUGCUGAAACGGCUGGAACACUUUGACCACCCCAACAUUGUCCGGCUAAUGGAUGUUUGCACAACGACACGGACCGAGCGUGAGACCAAAGUGACACUGGUCUUUGAGCACGUAGAUCAGGAUCUGAAAGCGUAUUUGGAAAAAACGCCACCUCCUGGCUUACCAGUGGAGGUAAUAAAGGACAUGAUGCAUCAGUUCUUGAGUGGCCUGGAAUUCUUGCAUUCAAACUGUAUCGUUCAUCGUGACCUCAAGCCAGAGAACAUCCUGGUGACCAGCUCUGGUCAAGUCAAGCUGGCUGAUUUUGGACUGGCUCGUAUCUACAGCUGCCAGAUGGCUCUGACACCACUGGUCGUCACCCUCUGGUACCGUGCUCCAGAAGUGCUACUCCAGUCAGCCUACGCUACCCCUGUGGACUUGUGGAGUGUUGGUUGCAUCUUUGCAGAGAUGUUUCGAAGGAAGCCCCUCUUCUGUGGCAACUCUGAAGCUGACCAGCUGGGCAAGAUGUUUGAUCUGAUCGGGCUCCCAUCUGAGGAGGACUGGCCACUGGAUGUGUCUCUGCCACGCUGUGCCUUUGCUGCCCGCUCCCCACAGCCUGUUGAAAAGUUUGUGUCAGAAAUAGAACCCCUGGGAGCUCAGCUGCUUUUGGAAAUGCUGACGUUCAACCCAUAUAAGCGUAUCUCUGCCUUCAAAGCAUUGCAUCAUCAGUACUUUCAAGACAAGAGCGCAGGUGAAGGCUAGCAUCCCAGCAGUUCCCUUGCGGGGGGGGGGACUAUAUACAAAAAAAGACUUUGCCAUGUGUAUAAUCUGCACCCCACCAAGAAGCUGCAGUCAAGACAGUCUCCCAAGCUGUGCUGGGAUUUGGGGGGGGGGCAGAGCUGUUGCCAACAUGCAUAAUGGAAAGGUGCAUGUUGCAGGAAGGCAACACUGAAAUCCUUCCCACCCUGGAAAUGCUAGGAUUCCAAUGGUAUUUCUGUGCUAACACACAUGCACACACACUCUCUCUUACUCUAUGUUCCUGGGUUGAUCCCCAGUGGUGUUCUUGAAGGUCAGUUCCUGUUUAGGAGAGCCCAGUUUGAGGGUUCUCACUCAGUCGUCUGUGGGUUCUUUGCCAAAGGUGUCUACGAUAACUUUUUUUUUUAAAUAAAAACUUUUAUAACCGUUUACACACAAUAAUGUUGCUGCCUUUUCUCAUAUUCCUGUGGCUAACAGUUGGACACUAAAGCCUUGCCGUAACUCAUUACUGAGCUUCAUGAAAACAGGAGCAAAGGAUAUUUUUGUACGAAGUAUUCACAAUUAUUAUUUGUUUCAAAUUGCCAAGACACUGGUCAGGACAGACCUACGUUAUUGGGUAUCUGAGCAGUGGAGAUGCUAGAUGGAGAUCAAUUAUAUCUGCUUGACUAUCUCUCACUGAUGUGGAGCUUUUUUUAAAAAAGAGAGCUUCUAAAAGCAAAAUUUCAAUAAAGAAUAUGGGUAGGGGCCAGGCAAGUUUAGCCUGGACUUUUCCCUUUCCUGUCUCUUGAAAA